Vairimorpha ceranae is the source of this 1812-nucleotide messenger RNA. Its product is annotated as scp pr1 domain-containing protein. The record is from RefSeq and is a predicted model, not a curated record. The coding region runs from base 1 to 1812 and encodes 603 amino acids. Lineage: Eukaryota; Fungi; Microsporidia; Nosematidae. The transcript has a single exon.
AUGAGAUUUAUUUUUAUAUUAUUCGCAUUUUUUAAGCAAAGCAAAUCUGACAUGGUAAAACUUACAAAUUUAUAUAGAAAGAUACACGGACUGCCCGAGCUGAAAGUUAUUGAACCUCUUAGACUUGCUAGUGAACUUCAAGCCAAUACAAUGUGUAAAGCAAUGAAACUGACGCACAGAAAUUCGAAUCCUGCAAAACGUACAUUGGGCCGAAGAUUAAGAUUUUUUAACUUUAGAGGAAUUAAUAUGGGAGAAAAUAUUGCUAAACAACAAAACAAUGACUUUAAAACAGUUUUUAAAGUUUGGAGUAGAUCUACUCAGCAUCGUAAAAUUCUUUUAGGAGAUUAUAAAUUUACGGCCGUGGCAUCAUGUGUGGGCAGAGAUGGAAAUCGUUACUGGGUUCAAGUAUUCGCAAAAGGAUACGGGAUUUGGAACGGAAGUCCGUAUAACAAGGAAAACGAGGAUUAUAAAAAUAGUAUAGAUGACUAUAAUAGCUGUAAAACAAAUAAUUAUAAAACAGAAAAUGGCUCUAAAAAUUUAAAAAACAAAAAUUUUUAUGACUCAGAAGAAGAAAACAAAAAAUCUAAACAACGAUCAAAAGAAAGUUUUAACAAAAACUCGGAAUAUACGAACGAUGAAAAUGAUUCUGAAGAAAAUGAAAAUAAGAAAAAGUUGAAAAACGAAAAAAAUAAAGAAACUGAAAUGGAUGAUAAAAAAGACAAAAAGAUUAAUGAAGAAGAAGUUGUUUUUUUACUAAAAGAUAGUGAAGAUGUUAAUGAAAUUAAAAAUAAAAUUCCUGAUAAUUUUAAACUUCAAUUUAAAGGAGUGUAUAAAAAAUAUAUUGCUAUUGAAGAUAAAAAUGAUAAAAAUAAUCAAAAACAAAAUGACCAAAAAUAUUCUGAAAAACCUACUGACAAAAAUAAUAACAAUGAGCCAAAAAAAGACACCACACAAUCUAAGAUUAGAAAAAAUCGCGACACAGAUAAAUCAAAUAAAAAUAAACAAGAAGAGAAGCCUAAAGAAAACAUUGACGACCUAGCUUCGGCGAAAUAUAAUUUAAAAAAGCAGAACGAUGAAAAUUAUGAGGAUGCGUUGCGCAAAAUAUUAAAAAAAUUAGAAUUACUCGAAAAAAAUAAGAAAUGUGAAAUGAAAAAAAAAUCAAAAGAUGAAGAAAAAGGUGACAAAAAUAAUGAAGGCAAGGAAAAAACUGACAAAAAUAAUGAAGAAAAAGGGGACAAAAAUGGCAAAGAGAAACAGGAAAAUAGUGACAACGAAAAAAACUUUAAUGAAUCUAAAAAAAAUACUAACAAAGGCAGUAACGGAAAAUCUUAUGCUAAAAGCAACAAUGAUGGAGAAGAAAAAACUUCAAAAGGUAAUAAUGCAAAGAAUAAACCAGAAGAUGAUAAUGAUAAAAAUAAAGAAAAAGAAAAAAAUGAUAAAGAACAAAAUAAGAAAGAAAAAGAAAUGUUGUCAACUACUCAAUCAACCAUUGCAAAAGCUACAGUCACUACCACUGUACUUAAGACUGUAUACAAUUAUCAAACUGUAAGUCAAGCAGAAUCUUCUAAAUCAAUAGAUGCAACUUUAGAGCGAGAAAAGCAAAAAGAUGAGCCUAUUACAAUGACAAUAAGCAUAGACAACCAACCCAAUGGAACAGAGCAAGGUCAAAAGUUAAGGUCUCUUUUAUCUUCUCUUGUUAAGAAAGAAGACGAUUCAUCGGGCUUGGAUGAUUACAUAAAAGAUUUAAUUAAAAACAACAAAGAUGAAAAUGAAAAUAUUGAUAUAGGAGAUCCUGUCCAUCAGGAGGAAUAA